AUGGAAGAAGUACUCGAUAACAAAGAGACCAACUUUGAAGCUGCAAAUAAUACCGGCAGCGAAUGUGAUGUAAGUUCCUGCGGCUCAAAUAAUGGCGUUGAUGAGCAUCGGAACCGAGUGGUGGCGCUGCGACCCGCUGAUGCUCUCGACGCCCCGCUGCACUUAACGGAAAUUCCCAAACAAUUCCUUUUGGAGCCCGGAGCGGCGGGAGUUGGAGUUGGAAUUGGAACCCGUCAGUUGGUUCUAAAAGACAAAACGGAAGCGGCGCAACGCUCAUGGCCUCGUUUUCGCGUCCCUGUUGAUCGACCGCUUCCCCGAGCCGUAUGGUCCCCGAGUUGUCGCCGCCGUCGCCCAUCACAAGUGGAAAGUUAUCUGGCACCUCUUUUUACAGCGAGUGGUAAUGAAGAAGAAAAAGCCACUUUAUCAUUUCUUCAUCCCCCGGAAGGUAACCCACGGCAGGUGGUGGAGGAACGUAAAAGGCAGGAAAUGUCACAAAGGUGGGUGGAUGCUGAAGGAAAUCCCCGCCUGUCAGUGGCGGAGGUUCCCAUACGCGUACCAAACCUUAAAAAAAAGGUACCAAAAGAUUUUGUCCCUCAAUGCGCCCUUGUCUUUACGCAGUCGCGUAUGGCUGAAGUGGAGGAGACGCGAAAGCGACAGGCGGAAAUCGCGGAAUUGUCGAGUAAACGGCUUUCAAGACAAAUGAGGGACGAUCGCUUCUCAGAGGAGCGACAUGAGGAGGAAAACACACCAAUGGCGUAA
This is a messenger RNA of Trypanosoma brucei brucei TREU927, 759 nucleotides long. RefSeq lists its product as hypothetical. NCBI's taxonomy places the organism in Eukaryota, Euglenozoa, Kinetoplastea, Trypanosomatida, Trypanosomatidae. The record is from RefSeq and is a predicted model, not a curated record. Bases 1 to 759 code for a protein of 252 amino acids. The transcript has a single exon.